GCUAACGGCUAUUUUAAUAAAAAAAAUUAAUGAGUGUGUAAUUACUAAUUUGUUGGAUUUCUUUUAAAACAUCCAAAGUGGUAUGAAAAUCCAAAAGUUUGCAUUGUUAAUGCAAUUGCUAUAAUGGGUUGUUUUAGGUUAAAAAAAAUAAAUAAGGGGUUGAAAUGGGUCAUCUAAAAAGAAGUUGGGUUGAGUAAAUUAAAAGCACGGGUCAUACAGGUCAUUGGGUUUGAAUAGAAAAACCACGGGUGACAUCACUCAUCAGCGAUUCCGGGCAUCUUCAUCUUCUCCGGCCUCCGCCGUCUCCUCCGCCACAAACCCGCCACCGUCUCCGCCAUAAACUCUAGGGUUGAGAAUUUUGAACGGGUUCUCUCUAGGGUUAGUGAAGAACAUCAGCGACGCCCUCGACUUCAGCGGUGUUACCACCGUCAAUCAUCAGUGUUUUGGAACUUGUUUUGACUUGUACACAAGUUUCAAAGGGUUAUAGAAGUUCAUAAAGGAGGAUUUGGAUAUCGGAUUUGAAACGGUUACUUGCUAUGGAUUCAAUCGCGUUGAAACCGCCUGUUUCGGAAUCUGAUAAGUGGGGUUGUUUUCUUAAACAGGAUGCCUGUAACGAGAAGAAAAAGAAGCGGGUUGUGACCAAGGAAAGAAAAGCAAAGAAAAAGAUCAAGGAUAGAAUUAAACGAGCUGAAAAGAGGUUAAAACUUGGUGUCAAGAGGUUGAAACGUCAACCAGUGGUUAAAGAGAAAAAAAUAUCAUAUUGCCGUCACUAUAUGAAUGGAAGAUGCCAUGAGGGUGAGAAGUGUAAAUUCUCUCAUGAUACGACCCCUUUAACUAAAUCCAAGCCAUGUUGUGUUUUUGCGCGCCACGCUUGUAUGAAAGGUGAUGAUUGUCCAUUCGAUCAUGAACUAUCCAAAUAUCCCUGCAAUAAUUAUCAAACAACGGGUUCUUGCAGUCGAGGUUCAGCUUGUAUGUUUUCUCACGAGACACAGCCGAGUGAAGGCUCCGUAAAUGAGUCAAACAAGUCAAAGCCCGAACAAAAACCUCUUUCAAAUUCUGGUUCUAAAAAAGUAGAAACAAAUUCUUGUUCGGUACCCAAAUUUGUUGAUAUUACAUCAAAAUCUACCCACCCACCAAAAGGUAUAAACUUUCUUUCACAAGAAAAGUUGCCACUAGUAUCCCGACCACCAAAAGGUAUAAGCUUUCUUUCACAAGAAAAGUUAACACUAGAAUCCCGCCUGUCUCCUAAGGUAGAUUCCGGGGUCAAGGAAAUUACCAAAACACCCCCGCUAUUCCAAGAUUUCGAAGAAAAAACCAAAGUGCCCCCAGUAGUGCAUGAUUUCGAAGACAUUACCAAAACUCCCACUGUAGUUCCGCGUGGUAUUAACUUUCUGUCGUUUGGUAAAAAACCUGGUUUGGAUUACUCAAAUGGUGGAUAUUCUUUAAGAAUUAGCAACAAAGUUGAAAAAUCCAUGUUAAGAAUUGACUUGGACUCAAGUCCUGAGCCCCUGCUGAGGACUAAGGCGGUGAAGAGGAAACAGCCAGAAGGUGGGGCUGUGGCGCAGCCUGUGAAGAAGAUUGGUCGAAAGAAGAUCACUAAGAGGGGCAACCUAGAUGCUCUUGCUGCGAAGCUUUCUCUUGAGAGGCCUGUUCCAUCCGCUCGCGCGGAACCAUCAUCUGUGUUUAAUGAUGACCUUCCAUCAUCACCACCUCGCGUAUCUAUCAGGGAACAGUUGGAGGGUACCAAGACUGCAGAGAUGGAGAAGGCUGUGGAAGUGAAGAAGCCUGUUGAAGUUGAGUUGGAAGCGGAGAAAACGAUGGAGGUGGAGACGGUUGACGUUGGUUCUACCAAGCCCAAGUCUCCUGAGGUUGUGGCGCAUGGGUCAGGAAAAGGAAAAUCUAUUUUUGAAGAAGGGUUUCCUGUGAUAACCGUUCCUUCUUCCGUGGCCACUUCUGCUCCUCCCCGAGAUGAUAUUGAAGAAAACCCAGUUAAUGUUGAUCAGAGCUUUAUUGCUCAAGAUGAAGAAGAUUCCCCAAUCCGCCCGGACGAGACUCUGGGGGAUUAUUAUUAUCGAACUUAUUCAGAGAAUAGAGCUUCUGAAAUCCACGCGCCUUUUUCUGAUUGGCAAAUUUGCCGUGACUGGUCGCAGGGUAUUUUCCCACCUGCUGAAGUUAAAUUCCAAAAGGAACGAUCUCAUGAUCAUACUUAUCGUUCAUACCUCGAAGAAACUGCCAGCUCAACUUCCACCACUCAUAGAAUAGUGCGCGAAUUGCGCAGCAUGCAUAAGGAGUGGGAUGCUUUCGAAGCGUACAAAAAGGAAGUUGCCGAGGAAAAGUCGAAGGUUGCCGCGUUGAGGGCUAAGCUUGAUGCUGAUCAAGCUGAGUUUGAGAGUGAGCAGAAAACAGAGGAGUGGUCUGCUGCAGGGUGGAAGAGGAAGGCUGAAUCUGAAGCUGCUUUUCUCUCAGAAGAACGAAAACGUUGGAAGGAAAUUUGUGACAAAGAUAACAGUGAGAAGAUGGUUCUUCGGAACAACAUUAACAAUCUCAAGGCGGAGAUUGAAAAGUUAAAGAAAGAAAAAGCUGAGGCUGAAGCUGCUCGUGAUGAAGCUCGUUCUCACAGAGAAAUGAGCGGGCAGAGAGAGGAACAAACCAAGGCGGAGCUUGAGUCAGCCAAAAAAGACUUGCAACUCGAAAGAGUUAAAAAAACUGAAGCCGCGCGCCGUCUGACCAAGACUGAAGGGAAAUUAAAAAGUUCUGAGAUUGCCCGGGUGACAGUGGAGAGCUUGGUUGAACCUCUGAUGAAUGAUAUGCUAUGGAUGAGGCAUCAUGGGAUUAUCAAUGUUGCAAAUUCGAUCCUAAACUCAAUUGAUUUAGAUCAGACUGUUGCCAAUUUGAUGGUUAGCGCGCGUAAUGACGGAUAUACUCAGGGGUAUGCAGAAUGUACCCAACAUGUCAAUGAUGCGCUAAGGGUUGAUUGGGACAACAGUAGAUCUGCCACGCGCAGAGUUGAUACUGGUGCUGCCCAUGCUGCUGCUAAAGCAGAGUACAACAACUUGCGCCUUCCGGUGAUGGAUUUGGUAACCACUGCACUUCAGUCUGACGAUUUUGUGGCGCAACUGAAGGAUAUGCUCCCGGAUGAAGCGGAUGCUUCCGAUGAUGAAGACUUAGAAUAGGUUGUCUUGUACUUGAUAGUUGUUGAACCUGUUUGGGAUGCGGAUCCCGUUUAUGUUAUAUUUUGUUAAGGCGCUGUUGCGCAAGUAACUUUUGUCAAUGCGCUGCCGCGCAAGUAGUUUUGUUAAUGCGUUGCCGCGCAAGUAACUUUAUGAAUGCAUGGUAUGUUUUAGUUACAAUGUUUGCAUGAGUGCAAUUACUUUGUUUAGCUAAGACAAAUAAAGAUGAUAUAAAGCUCAUGUGUAAACGUAGGGCUGGACCUUGCGCAGUACCUGUGACCGCGGACCGUUCAUGAGACUCGUGUCGGAUUGCCAUAGUGUUUUUGUGCUUACCAAAAGAAAUUGCAUGCAUUUGUAAUAAAAUAUAAAGGUGUAGUGUAACAGACUUUGUAUUGAUUUGGAUAUGGCGCAGAGGCCAUGUACAAAGCUGCUAUUAGGAUAAAUAAGAAACUUAAGUUACUGCGCAUGUAAAUAGUCCUUGUGCCAUAAGUUGACAAGUUGAGGAACCUGCCAAAUAUGAAGGAAACUAUGAUUACAUGCGCGCUGAACUAUCCUGGACCCUUAGGCUUGCUUAGCUUUUUUGUUUCUUGGCUCUUCGUCUCCACGUGUGAUCUGCUUGAUUUCUUUGCGCACGUUCUGAACUAAAUGGGUAAGUUAUCCACUCUGGAGUGCAUUUUUUCUAUUUCAGUGCGCAGACUGAUGCAGUUGUUUGUGGUGUGCCCAUUAUCUUUGUGUGCCCAUUAUCUUUGUGUGCCCAUUAUCUUUGUGAUACAGUAGAAGUUUGGAUCUUGUCCUCUCUUGUUUUUCAUUGGUGGUGGUGUUUUGAACUGGUAAUUCUCGGUGCUUAGCACUUCCGCAGGUGUCUUGGUAAGAGGCGUCCACUGCCUUUCGUGAUUUUCUUGCUUGACUUCCUUUUGAGCUGUGAUCUUUUUAAUUGUUGCGCGGGCAUCAUUUAAAGAGUAUGCGCCUGAAGUUCAUGACAUCCGCGGAGUCUCGAAUGGAGCGGCGCUGCUGGCUGAAAUGAACCGGAAAUUUCUCAUUAAGAUCAACCCAGGAUGUUAAUUUACCUACUGGUAGAUUGUCAAACCAAAGGCGCGCGACGCCUGUAAGGGUUUGGACAAACAAGUGGCACCACAUAGGUAGUGUCCAUCCGCCGACUAGCCCCGCGCUGGUGAACAAGCGCAGGUGAUCAUCAAGAUCUGACAAUCCAUUGAACUUUCCUACAUUUGAAGGUAAUUUUGCCCGCUCGAGGGGAGCCAGUGCAAUCUCUCUGACAAACUUUGAGUUUUCAGCAGCUUCCGUUGGUCGAUAAAUCAGAUUGUAGUCAUACUCCGCUUCUGGGUUAUAAACCGCACAGAUUUUUGGUUUGUGACUUGCUUGAUCUUUCUGUAUCUGAUUGAAAACGCUUGUGUUGUCGUGUUCAUUAUACGUUCUGUCGUAUUCAUCAGUUUGGGUGUCCCGCUUUUGUGAUAAACGCAGGCCCAAUCGUGAAUGAACCGAUUGGCGUUUUUGAGAGUAUUGCUCUUCACGGUGAUCUCGUCGUCUGGAUCCAGAAUGAGUAUACUCAUAUCUGGUGCUAGAUUUGGAGUUGACUUCUGUAUCGUCAUCCGACAUGUGUGAUGGUGAAUCAUAAUGCAACACUCGAGGUGCAGAUGGAGCUCGCCCCUGAGCUGCAGAUCUACGCGUCUGUGGUGCUGGUUGAGCAGUUUGUGCACAAAGCUGUGCAUAAACGGCGUUCAACGCACCUUGGGACUUAACAUACCAAGAGAUUGGAGUCUCGCUAGGAGGUAAAAUUGAGCUGAUCGGGAUUUCAGGCUGUACUCCUGGUGUAACAGGAUCAUUCACAUGAUUAUCGUUGUUCUGAACAUCGUUAUCAUCAGAUGCUUCUUCCACGAUCCUUUCGACACAGGAAACAUGAGCAAAAUUGCCCUGUUUUCUGGUCGAGGGCCUGGUGGAUGAUUCGACGGAGCUUCUGCCAUUGAAAACAGAAGGGAAGAAAUGAAUCAAUCGAGAAGAUGAAAAUGAAAAUAGAAGAAUCGGUGGGCGCCAAUGAAGAAACCGUGAACUAAAUUGACCGGAAUCAAUUAGAUCGAGGGUCUCUACAUAAAAAGGGUUAAUCUCCUCGUCGAUUCGAUGGCUGGGAACUACUUCACUGGAAAACACUGUAAAACAGAAAGCCGUUAGACUCGCCACGGGGAGAAUGGGGGUUCUCUCCGUGACCACCCCCGGCGUGAGAAUAAGUAUAGUGAUCUCGAAGACGAUGAAGUAGUAAGAGUGAGAGUAAGUGAAAGUAACCUGUGAGAUCAUACCUGGUGUAUCUUAUUUAUAACCGGAUUUGGGCGGGAAAAUGUGUAACGGAGGGCACCUUUCCGUUGGCGGUUAUCUCUCUUUUCCGUCAAUCUUUAACUUUACAUCCAUGCAUACGGAUCAAGUGUUUGAUCGACAAGUGUUUGAUCGACGGCUGGGGAGAUGCCACGGAAAAGUGAUUUUGUGUAGAUCUCUCUUUAAGUUGUUGCCCUUAUCGUGACUUACAUGAGCGUCUAAGAUUGUGCCACGUCACAUUCGGUUGUAACCGAAUGACCAUGCACGAUGAGCAUUAAGGCUUUCUAGAAGAUCUACAGCUGUAAACCAUUGUGCCUUUGCCACGUGUCCAUUUUGUUAUAACAAAAAAGAUUCCUUUGUUCAAGUCUCAAUUUUAAGCGCGCGGAGAUGUUUAGGAGUUUAUCUUCAAGCCUAACUGUACCCUUGCGCGAGCAAGGGUGUUAGUUGAAUAUUUGUCCUUUUUUUCUCCGGCGCAUGGACAUCGAAGACUGUUCUUUUCCAACUCUUGUUUAGAACCGCUGCGCGGCCGCGUAGGGUCUUAUUUAAGAUGCUCUUGGAAUGAAGUUAGGGUAUGGUCCUAUGCGCUUGCGCAGGGUUUUUGGGACCAUACCCCUUCAGAGAGAACCAAAACUUUUAAAACAAAGUAGUAGUCUUGGGGUUAGAAUUGUUAAUUGUAAAAGUUGGGGGUUAGUUUGUCGGUGGGAAACACGUCCGGCCAUUGAUUUUAGAAUAGGUAUAAUACGUAAAACGUACUUUUAAUCACAAAAACUAUUUAAUAUUUAUAAAUUAUAUUUUAUUAUUCAAUCCAUUUAGGCUAAGCAGUGUGGGGGUCGUCGGGCCCAGUCCACACCGCCCCCACAACCCCGUCUCGUCCCCAACGACGACGGUGACGACCCAUUUGUUUGAAAUGUUAGCCGUUGGGUAACGGCUAUUUAAUAAAACAAAAUUAAUGAGGGUGUAAUUACUAAUUAACUUUUGGGUGUUAACUCAAAGACGAGGUAGGCUAGUUGCAGAAGAUAAAAAAAUGUGAAAACUCGCCGGCCGCCGGUGUUUAUAGAGGUCCGAAGAGACGGUGACGAUGGAGAAAUCAGAAACGCCGUCUUAGCAGCCGGACUGUCGAUACCCAUCUUCAUAUCCUAACCCUCUGCUAUUAUGAUCCUAAUUCAAAUUCAGAUAAGCCCCCCGAUGUUCCCUUGGAUUGCACUGAUAAUGAGUCCCAAUUUCAACAACAAAUGUCUAUGGAUGAAACCCAAGUGGUUUCGAAUACCCAAAAAGGCGGUUUAUAUAACAAACACGUGGAAUCAGCAAAACAUCAUCAUAACAUAUCAGGAGAAACUUCUCAAAAAAACCCUUCAGUCAACGUUGAUAUAACUUGUUCUUCUCCUCAUUUACCCACAAAUGAAGAAGGAGAAAUCUCCGGAGAUUUUAUGGAUGUCAUUCUCGAAAUCGAUACAAAAUCUGUGGGCGAGCCUCGAGAUUUUAAGGGACUUAAAAAUGACAGUAAAGAUGUGGGGGGAGAGUAAAUAAAACCACAAGAAAUUUGGUGGAUUAUUCGGAAAUAGCUGUUCAUUCGAAAUCCCACGAGUAUACCUGGUGAAGGUUAGCGUUAUUUUAACAAAUUUACUCGAGUAAAGUUCUCAACUGAUAACAUAGUGAUGAGAAUAUGGAUUGGAGGGUUGUGCACUGGGUCAGAAAUGGUAUGGUUUGGGUUCGGUUGCGUUGAGCGGGAACACUUUUCUUCAAAAUCUUUAUCUAUAUAUUAUAUGAAUAAUUAGCGUGCCAAGUUUGAUUACAAAAAUCAUAUUGUGUUAAUAAUAAUUUGUUUUUUUUUUUUAUUGUGAUUUAGAGAAUUACUUUGGGUGACUUUCAGGAUGGUUGUAAGAAUCGCUAGGCGCUAGUCGGCCGGUGGGGUACCGAUUAGCGAUUAGUUGGGAUUAGUCUUGAUUAAUCGGGAUUAAUCAGAUUAGGAUUUUUAUAUGUAAUUUUUAGUUUUAUACAUAUUAUACAAUAUUACAACCAACUCAUGACGAGGCUUUAAGCAUA
Helianthus annuus (common sunflower) is the source of this 7535-nucleotide messenger RNA. RefSeq lists its product as uncharacterized. Gene Ontology annotation, molecular function: RNA binding; metal ion binding. The transcript is spliced from 11 exons. Gene Ontology annotation, cellular component: nucleus. The record is from RefSeq and is a predicted model, not a curated record. The coding region runs from base 537 to 3173 and encodes 878 amino acids. Gene Ontology annotation, biological process: negative regulation of DNA-templated transcription. NCBI's taxonomy places the organism in Eukaryota, Viridiplantae, Streptophyta, Magnoliopsida, Asterales, Asteraceae.